ACGCCUUACUCCGGUAAGUUUCUAUACAUAAUAUGAUUUGAUUAGAUAUAUACAGCUAUACAGACAACGCCUUACUCCGGUAAGUUUCUAUACAUAAUAUGAUUUGAUUAUAUAUCUACAGCUUAUUUUAUCUUAAGACAACAAUGGAACCAGAAAUGUAAAACACCUUAUUACUAUAUUUAGCCAACUCUACCGAGGGAGCGCUCCAAACGGUCAUACCAAUAGUAGGAGGAGUUCCAUCAGCUGCGACUCCGCAGAAGACAUGUAUACUGAUAUGUCUUUGGAAGAUGAUGUCAUGGACUUAAACCAAAAGGUCCAGGUGUUACAGCAACAGGUAACUGCCCUGACAGAGAACCAGAGUACCACCGAUGACCGCUACACGAAGGUUAAACAGGAGAAUGCCUCCCUUUUAAAGAGAAUCCAUUCUUUAGAAGAAAAUAUCAGAGAACUGGAAAUUAGGUCCGAGGAAAGAAUCAAAGAAGAAGAAAGGCAUCUGAGAGAAAACAUGGCUAAACUAGAGAGAGAUAAAACCAUGGAAACAGAAUAUUAUUCCAGUAGACUAUACAGUCUCCAACAGGAACACCUAGAGAUCAAGGAAGAUGUUGUGAAGUUCAGGCAACAAAUUGAAAGGUUAAAACAGGAAAAGUCAAGUCUACAAGAACAACUAGAUGACACAUCAGCUGAACUGUCUAGUCUACAGGAGGAACACUCUAAGUUAGAAGAGCUGUCGAGGAGAGAACGAGAACAGUUCACACACGAGAAGAAAGCUAAUACGCAGUUACUGAAGGACCUCAAUCAGGAGUUGGAUGACCUACGCAGAUACCACCGUGAAACAGAAAACCUGAAACGAGCUCGCAGCCCUAGUCUACUAAAGCUUCCGGCUCAAUAUCGAGAGCUUGAGCAGGAAGUGCGAAAUCUGCGUGAUGAGAACCAGUGUCUUAGAGAAGCUAAUGAAGAAUUACAAGCUCAGUUACUGAACAACAGUGUUCUUGAAGGACGUAACCUUCUUCAUCAUGAAAUGGUCUCGCUAGCAGAGGAGUUUGAAAACCUAUCAAAAGACGAGGUCAUGGAGGCAUUACAAGAGCAGCAAGAAGUGAAUACAAAGUUGAGAAACUAUAUUGAUGGUAUACUUUUAAAUAUCGUGGAGAACUAUCCUCAACUGUUAGAAGUUAAAAUCUGUGGUAUGAACAAGUGAGGAUUGUUGGAGGUUUUUCCAGAAAACCUCUGACCUUUCACUCAUCAAAAUGCAGUGAAUAAUGUGUAACAUUGUACUAUAACAGACCAAACGACUUGAGUGCUUUCAGAAGUACCUCUUUAAUGUAAAUUUUCCAAAAAUCCAAAGUAUGGGCUCUUCGUAACCUAGAGCCAAAGUCACGGAAUACUUGGCAUGAUUGAAAAAAUAUAUACAAAUCAAGAAUAGAACACUAGUUUUAUUUUACUUUGAAGAUUUUUUGGAGUUUUAUGUUAUAAAGUUAACGAAGUGGUGGAUACAGAAACCAGAAGAGAAACAUGAAAAUCCAAAUCAUGAAAUUUUACAGCUGUGACACAUAAAUGAAAAAUUUAAAGUAUUUCAAAAUCAAAUUCUUGUAAUAGUUUUGGAAAGGAAAAACAGAAACAUUUCAUUCAUUAUUAUAUAAUUUAUAAACUGGGUCUUGACUCUUGAGUACUGAGGUGAGAAACCACUGUAAAUAUUAACUGAUCACGAUACUCCUAAUCACUUCCUUUGUGUGGUGUCGUCCAAUUAUAUUUUUUUACUUACUCCGAGUAAAUAUUAUAGAAAAUAUUUUUUGACGUAGUGUAUUGUCAUUGUUCACAAAGACAUAUCAAACCUAACCUAAACCAGUUUUUGUUUUUUUAAUCCAUAAUGAGGUCAUGUAGCUUGUACCUUAAGCUGCUAUCUUGCAGAAAAAAAACAACAUUCCUGGGUUGGUAGAAGUUGUAAGUAAAACAAAUACUGGUAAGAGGAAAAUCUCAUAAGGUUAAAAAUUAAAAAGAUAAUUGAUGUAAUAAUAGUAAUAGUUUGUUAUAAAUAAAUUGUUUAAAUCUAUGUUAGGGAAUUUGAAACAUGACUUUGGUUUCGGUUGGUUAAUAUUAAAAAAAGUGAUCAUGAGAAUAUACGUGUUUUGAAAGUAAGAGAUAUUUAUGAUUGACAUAGUUGGUUGUGUUUGUUUCUUCUCUGUUCAUCUCUUAGGAAAAGUAAUACACAUGAUGAUGAGACAGAUAUAAGUCUUGUUAAGUAACGUCACCAAAUACUCAUUUUGUCAUGUCAAGCCUUUUCUUUAACCCUUGGAAGGGUUUCUUUUUUUUCAUUAGAGUAACUGGUGUAAAUGUAUGGUUGGAGAUGAUAAAGGGUUAAUACCCUGUAUCGAAGUAAUAUUACGGGCAUUCCUUUAAUCCGUCCACAUCUUAUUUCAAUAAUAAAAGAAUUGAGAUUUUUCACACUUUACCCUAAUGUCGUUUAAUAAAACAUAAUAAUAUAUAUAUAGGUUGUUAACUGUAGUUUGGUAAAUUUCAAUGAAAUCAUUAAAAAAAUUUAUUUUGACACAUUUCAAAAUGUAGAUUAUUGCGUGUGAAAUAUUUACACUAUCCUACCCAAAAUAAAUUUAUCUUAAAUUAAUUACAUAUUAGUUGUUGUUGUUGUUUUAUGAUUUACUGCAGUAUGACUCUGCUGGCUUGAGAAUUUAAUUCUGACCACACUUAUACUGAUUUAACUAAUUUUCAAGUAGCUUUGUGUUUUGAAGAUGGUUGGGUAUUUGGAGGAGCUGAUGUCACUGUUACUUAUAGAAGUAAUUGUUUAUCAAUACAAGACAAUCUGUAAUAUUUGUUAGACAUCUGUGAUAAAUGUCAAAUUCUCGAAUUAUUUAUGAUAAAAUAAAGUUGAGGUUAUAAGAUUGUGUUAAAUGAUGAAUAUCCGUCAGUGGGAUCUGAAUUGUAUUAUUCUGUGUUCUAGAGAAAUGCUUUGAAAUAAAACUGUGUGUGUGUGUGUACCACUGAUCAUAGCUGGCAUUAAACAGGAGGAAUC
Limulus polyphemus (Atlantic horseshoe crab) is the source of this 3022-nucleotide messenger RNA. RefSeq names its product rab11 family-interacting protein 4A-like. Gene Ontology annotation, cellular component: midbody; cleavage furrow; endocytic vesicle. The transcript has 9 exons. The record is from RefSeq and is a predicted model, not a curated record. Lineage: Eukaryota; Metazoa; Arthropoda; Merostomata; Xiphosura; Limulidae. Bases 263 to 1195 code for a protein of 310 amino acids. Gene Ontology annotation, biological process: endocytic recycling; regulation of cytokinesis.